AACCUAUUCCAUACAGCUAGUGAAAAACUACAGCAGCCGAUCCCCCUAAACAACGAUCUGUGCAACUGCGCAGAAGUUAAUACACCAUUUACCAUUGGUGAAGUUUUUGAGUUCAUGCACAGCUGGUACUGCGCAGAUGAACUAAUCUGUGCAGUGUAUGGAUGGUAAAAUCACAUUCGCGUUCGCGUUUUAACCCUGUUCACAUGUAUGCAGAUCGGUGAAACUGUGAGGGAUCUGCGCACAACUAAGCAAAAAAAAAAAAAAGCCAAGCCACAAAUUUUCUUACUACGCAGAUCACCAACUGCUGCGUAAUGACGGCAUAGACUGGCGUCCCAGCCAGAAAAGAGCAGACACCGACACAAGAGACAAGACUGGAUAUCAGAAGGAAAAAAUCUGAAAUAGCUACGUAUAACAACAGAAAACUAAAGACAUCGAGUGUCAAAUCCGUCUGACAGGCCUUGAAGGGCUCAAUAAGGUUAUAGGCGGUGUGACAGAGAGCAACUCGUUUAACAGAUUGUCACGAGUUGGUGAUUUCCCCCUCUCCCCUUCCCUACCCCGACCCCCCCUUGCCCUUGCCCCCUUCCGCCACAAAAAACUAAAAUGGAGAACCAGCACCAGCACAGCCACUGCAUGAACUGCGUCAGCCGGCGGUGCAUGAGCCGGCCGGAGCCCGGCGUGUCGUGCGACCUCACCAGCUGCUCGCUGGUCUGCGGCGCGGUCUUCCACGGCUGCAAGGCGGCGGAGCACCGGCUGCUGUGCCCGCUGGAGCGGGUGCCCUGCCUCAACAGCGGCUUCGGCUGCCCCUUCACCGUCUCCCGGAACAAGAUCUCCGAGCACCUGGAGGUCUGCCCGGCCAGCGUGGUGUGCUGCACCAUGGAGUGGAACCGCUGGCCCAUCAGCUACGCCGACCGCAUGUCGUACGAGAACCUCAGCAAGGACGUGGACGUGGUGGAGCAGCUGGACAUGGCGCUGGCCCUGCAGGACCAGCGGAUGCUGCUGGAGUCGCUCAAGGUGGCCACCAUGAUGUCGAAGAACGGCGACAAGCCGCCGGCGCCGCUCGGCGAGAAGGCGGCCGCCGCGUCCUCCUCGCCCGGCCGGCGGAACGAGAAGAUCGCCAACGGGAUCAACGGCCUGGACGAGGAGUCGUACAGCGAGCUGUACCAGGCCACCGUGGAGACCAGCCGGAGCCUGGCGGCCGCGCUCGACAUCCUCAGCAGCGCCACCAAGGAGAUGGACCUGAUCAACGGGGGCGUGGCGGCCGACGGGGCGGCCCGGCCCAACGGGGGGUUCCACGGCGGGGUGGAGGCGGAGGCUCCGGGCCCGGAGAGCGUGGACAUGAGGGAGAGCGACGGCGAGUCGUCGGACUGCGAGCCGGGCGCCGCGGGCGGGAUGGACCUGGAGGCGGCCGCCGGCGCAGUGGUGGUGCUGGUGGAGGAGGAGGAGGAGGAGGAGAAGAAGAACGCCGAUGGCGGGAAGAUGUGGCCCGAGCGGAACGGCUUUUUUGAGACGGAGGAGGAGGAGGAGGAGGACCGGGCGGACGAGGAGGUGGACGACGGGAUGUUCGAUCUGUUCGAGAAAGACGAGAAGCCCCUCUGCAACGGCUUCCACAGCGCCGGGGACCGGCAGGACGACAUGGAUCUGGAGACGGCCGAGGAGCGGCUCCCCGAAGCCAACGGGUCGUGGGAGGCCAUCCGGCCGGCGGCGCCGAGUCAUUCCAUGCCCGUCGCGGAGCAGGGGCCCUCCGGCUCCCGGCUGCCGCCGCCACAGCUGCCCUUGCCGCUGCCCAUCCCGCUCCCCAACAUCAUCCCGGCCAACGGCAUGCACCACGUCCCGCUGGACUUCGAGGACCGCUGGUUCGAGCGCAAGCUGCAGAACCUGCAGGUGCUGCGCGGCAUGGGCGUGUUCACCCUCAACGGGCGCCGGGCCCUGUUCGCCGACCCGUACGCCUUCCGCGUCAAGAUGGAGGACAAGUCGGUGGACACGUCGGACCUGGAGGUGGCCGACGACCCCAUGGGCCUCCACGGGAUCGACCUCAUCACCGCCGCCCUGCUCUUCUGCCUGGGCGACUCGCCCGGCGGGCGGGGCAUAUCCGACAGCCGCUUCGUGGACGGCUACCGCAUCGACUUCGGCACGCAGACCUUCUCCUUCCCGUCGGCCAUCCUGGCCACCAACACCAUGGUGGGCGACAUCGCCUCGGCCUCGGCCUGCGACCACGCCAGCCCCCAGCUCUCCAACCCCAGCCCCUUCCACAGCCUGCGGCUGGACCUGGUGCUGGAGUGCGUGGCCCGCUACCAGACCAAGCAGCGCUCCAUGUUCACCUUCGUCUGCGGGCAGCUGUUCCGCCGCGACGAGUUCUCCUCCCACUUCAAGAACGUCCACGGCGACAUCCACGCCGGCCUCAACGGCUGGAUGGAGCACCGCUGCCCCCUGGCGUACUACGGGUGCACGUACUCCCAGCGGAGGUUCUGCCCGUCCACGCAGGGCAACCGGAUCAUCCACGACCGGCACCUGCGGUCCUUCGGGGUGCAGCCCAACGGGUCGGCCCCCCCCACCGGGCCGCUGUCCAGCAACUCGUGCCGGUUCGGCUCGGACUGCGACCACCUGAGCAGCCUGCCCUUCGAGGUGCUCCAGCACAUCGCCGGCUUCCUGGACGGCUUCAGCCUGUGCCAGCUCUCCCGCGUGUCCCGCAUGAUGAGGGACGUCUGCGCCAGCCUGCUGCAGGCCCGGGGCAUGGUGGUGCUCCUGUGGGAGAAGAAGAGGUACCAGUUCGGCCCCUCGUCCUGGCAGAUCAAGGACAAGGUGUGGCGGUUCAGCACGGCUUUCGGCACGGUGAACGAGUGGAAGUUCGCCGACAUCAGCAGCAUGGCGGACCACCUGAAGCGGUGCAAGUUCAACACGGUGGAGCGACGGGAGGAGGCCAUUCCCCUGCCCUGCAUGUGCUUCACCCGGGAGCUCACCAAAGAGGGACGAUCUCUGCGCUCCGUGCUGAAGCCAGUAUUAUAAACAGCCGUUUCUUCCAAUCAGAUCUAAGAGCCCAAACACUCUGCGUAGCCUCUUUGUAAUACGAUACUUUAUCAGACUGCGGAUUACUUUUACGUGACAUGAUCUAUCACUGUGUAAAUAAACAAUGUUUUGAUGUUAAAUUUAUUUUUUAUAUAAAAAAAAAAGUCAGUACUGUGUUGCAUCGAAGUUGAAAAGAAGAGCCUUAAUGUAUGAAAUAACACUUGACUUGCUAGACAUGAUAGGUUUCUAUGGAUCGAUAUAGGUGCCGUUUUCCCCUACAGGACUGAUGUCUGUACCAUAGCUAAUAUUAUCCUGCAUGGUUUGGUGUUCAACAAGUGCCCUUGCUUGGGUUUAAAAUAUUGCUGAGAGAAAUAUGCAUAUUUUAAGAAAGAAACUUAAGCAUUUUUCUCUUCCUCCUCUUUUUAAGAUAUUGACCAAACCUAAAAUGUGCACAUUAUGUCCUGCUUCUCAGCAGAAGCAAUAGGAAGUACAUUUGAUGUUAUGUUUAUUCUCCAUGUCACAUUACCUUGCAUGCAGCUGAAUUUUGGCAAUUAAAAAGUUGUGAGAUUGUUCUCAGUGGCUCAAAAUUCUCCUUUUGAUAUCAGUCCACAUCAAAAUAUAUCAGAACAUGCGCACCAAAUUUUUUUUGUCAAUCUGCUGCAUGGAAACCGGUUAAUGGGUAAUUUCUUUGUUGGCUAUAAUUUGGUAUCGUGUAUUUCCGUACUAUUGGCUGAAUCACAGAGUUAUACGCAGUGCUUCUGGUUUUACUUUUAAGCAAUAAAUAAACAAUACUGUAGCAUAAAUAUCACUUAGCACUUUAUUCUCCAAAUGUUCUCUUUUUAAGUUGAUUUUUUUUUUUCUUUACGCACAAAUCUGGACACUAAGAAAAGCCAAGAUGUGUCAGGACAUAGAAAAGCUUGUUUCGUUUUUGUUUUUUUCCCCCCCCCUUCUAUUUGUACAAACGGAGAGCUCUGCAGAAACAUCCACAAAACUCUUCCUACUGAUGUCAUUGAGGAAAUGCAACCGGAAUUGGAGAUGAAUUGUAGACCGUAGUAAGAUUAGUAAAUUUGGAUCUUUUAUGACUAUUUUUUAAGUGGUUGUACUAAAAUGAAUGGAAAGACAAAUUAUUUUGAAUACAAUGGGUUUUUGUUUUUUUUAUAUAACACAAGACCUCACAAUUUUUAGGGUCCCUCAAUAGGGGAAAAAUAUAUUUGCUCUGCCAGUCGUUAACCCUUGUUGUGCCUUGUAAUUUUGCAUAUACAGUAUAUCAAUCGACCGUUUACUACAUAAACCGGAUUUGUCAGCAAAAGUCAAACGAAGGCGUAGAAUGCAUGUGGGUCGUCGGUUUGACUCGAAAGUGCUGCUAUUAACUACCUGCACGUUGGAUGCAGACAGAAAUCAGAAGUGGAUAGUAAGUCUAAAAUGUCUGCCCUAAAAGUGGGAUUAGCUAGUACUUAAAUGGUCUGUUAAUUCCUGAAGCUUUCACUAAAUCUAGUGGCCACACCUUAAUGCAUGUCAUUUUGUUGCUGUUUACUAAAGGAAAUCUGUCAUCUUAAAGAUUUGUUCCAUGCUCAACGUUAUGUUGAGUAACCACUUAGGAUUAGACUGCAUAUGGAAGAAGCAGUGGUCUGUAUGAGCCCUGUCCGAACCACGUUCAGCAUUAAACCGCCUCAUAUUUUUCAUUCUCGUGUCUGAGGUGCAGAACCAAAAUUCAGUCUCGUUUAAUGUCUAUCAUUCUUCACUGCUUAUACCAUAAUGGCUCUCCCAAGUGUAUUCUUUGUAUAUCAGGGUUGUAUAAAACAGGAUGUUCAUUGCAUAGAUGAAGAAUACUUGCCCCAGUGCAUUAAAAAUGUGUUCACUUUGUGACAGUGAUGGUAAAAAAUUAAAUACCAUACAGUAUUA
Conger conger (European conger) is the source of this 4905-nucleotide messenger RNA. Its product is annotated as F-box only protein 30-like. The transcript is spliced from 3 exons. Gene Ontology annotation, molecular function: zinc ion binding; protein binding; ubiquitin protein ligase activity. The coding region runs from base 601 to 3003 and encodes 800 amino acids. NCBI's taxonomy places the organism in Eukaryota, Metazoa, Chordata, Actinopteri, Anguilliformes, Congridae. The record is from RefSeq and is a predicted model, not a curated record.